CUUGCUGUUGGACAUGCGCGUGGUGUAGAACACGGAAUAUGGCGGCCUGCAUCUGAUGGCAAAUGAAGGAUCUGACGCGAAUACCUUCUCGAAACUGUAACCAGAUCGGAACUACAACUACGUUACUAAGUCUUUGGCCGUGCUGUGUUCUUACCGUGGAGCUCAGCACCGCGUCGGUAGUGGCACAUUGACCAGUCUGUGGUCUCCUCACCUGGCACCUGGUGGUACCAUCGGUCACAAUGGGCCGAACACCUCAGAAAGAGCCAAAAGAAGAGAGGAGGGAGAAACCUGAGAGAAGUAACCCCUCUCCGGGAACCGGUCCCCCCUCUCUGGAUAAAUCUAAUGAACCCUUCAGUUGGGAGGAGUACCUUAAGGAAACGUCAUCCACAGCCGCGUCUCCCAGCUGUUUCAGACAGUCCCGUUUCCCUCCCAGUAAUGACUUCAAGGCUGGUAUGAAGCUGGAAGCCCACGACCCUCGGAACAACACGUCCAUCUGCAUCGCCACGGUGAUGGGUAUGAUGGGGACACGUCUGCGUCUCCGUCUGGACGGGAGUGACAACACCAACGAUUUCUGGAGACUGGUGGACUCCUCAGACAUCCAGCCUAUAGGGACCUGUGAGAGGAGAGGAGACAUGUUACAGCCACCUCUGGGCUUCAGAAUGAACGCCUCCUCGUGGCCUAUGUUCCUCCUGAGAACCCUGACUGGAGCAGAGAUGGCACCGGCCACAGCUUUUAAAAAGGAACCCUCCAAGCCCUCCCAGAACCUCUUUAAACCUGGGAUGAAGCUAGAAGCAGUGGACAAGAAGAACCCCUACCUGAUCUGCCCGGCAACCAUCGGAGAGGUCAAAGGUGAUGAGAUCUUUGUGAUGUUUGACGGCUGGAGAGGGGCCUUCGACUACUGGUGCCAGUUUGACUCCAGAGACAUAUUCCCUGUAGGAUGGUGUUCUCUGACCAGGCACAGCAUCCAGCCUCCUGGCAACUUCUUCACCCUCCCCAAGGCCCUCUUCCUCCCAGCCUCCUCCUCUCCCCCCGCCCCCUCCAGACGCUCCAUGCAGUCCCCCUCCUCCUAUCGCCUGCCCCAUCCGCUGCCCCCUCUGCCCGUGCGGAAGGGGGUCCGGGGCCGGCGCCCCAAACUGCAGACCAUCGCCCUGCUCAAGGCAGCGGCGGAGGCAGCAGCGGAGGCUGCUCUGAAUGGUACGCCACAGGUCUCCGGCUCCCAGCUAGCACCCAGACCCCAUAAGAAGAGGGGGCCCAAGCCUGGGAGCAAGAGGAAGCCACGUGUGCUGCCCUCCUCGGGGACAGGCUCUGUAUAUACUACUACAGCCUCUGAGACCAGACUGAACAACGUUCAUGGACCGAAGGACAACAGCCCUGGAGUGGUCUCCACAGUGUGUGUGUACGUGAACAAGCACGGAGCCUGCGGUCCACACCUGGACAGGAAGCAGUUGCAGCAGCUGCCGGACCACUUUGGGCCAGGUCCGGUCAACACUGUCCUACAGCAGGCUGUUCAGGCAUGUGUGGACUGUGCCUACCAACCAACCUUCCUCUUCAGCUUCCUACAGUCCCAGUCCGAUGGAGGAGAGAUCAUCAGAGUGCGGUCUGAUGGGGGGAUCCACUAUGUCAAGCUGCCACAGGCCUCCUCUGCCUCCUUUGUGCUCAGGUUCAUGGAGACUCUGUGUCACCAGCUGCAGAGUGACAACCUGUUCUCCUCCCAACCCUUCAGCCCUGCAUUCAUGGCCUCCACUGGACACACAGCCUACGACAGGAGCACGUCAGUAAAAGAAGAGAUGUCAGAGGCCUUGUCCAUAGCCAGAGGCUCCGUAGGAAGGAGCAGGCGCUUCCAGAUGGACAGAGACAGGGACUGUAACCUUUACCCUUCUCCCCUGUCCUCCUCCAAACGGCUGCACAGCACAGAGGCACACCCCUCGGAAGAGCCCCUUCCUCGCAGUGAGAACGGUUUGACUGAGGACCCUAUGGACACCUCCACCUCUCCCUCCAUGACCCCUCGCCCCCUGACACAACGCACCACCUCAGAGUACCGUGGCCAGGGGUCCAGCAGCCCCUACUACCCUGGGUCUGGGUCUGGUCACCCCCCACCACCACCCCUCAGGCGCCUGGCCCCCAACCCUUCCGACCUGGGGUCCAGAGGGCUACAGAGAAGAGUGGAAGGUAGGCCUUCUGCGAGCUCCACCACAGGUCCUGAGCACCUGGCAGCUGCAGACCGGGAGGCUGCAGCGGGGAACGGGGCCGGGAACGCCCCUUCCUCCUGGUCUGUGGAUGAGGUGAUGCAGUUUGUCCACGACGCCGACCCCCAAACACUCGGACCCCACGUGGAGCUCUUCAGAAAACACGAGAUCGACGGAAAGGCGCUGAUGCUUCUACGUAGUGACAUCAUCAUGAAGUACAUGGGUCUGAAACUAGGCCCCGCCCUCAAGCUAUGUCACCACAUCGAGAGGCUCAAACAGACCAAACAGUAACACACACACACACACACACACACACACACACACACACACACACACACACACACACACACACACACUAGAAUGGGAAGAUCAUCUUUGCUGUGAAACCCUAAGCACAAUGAGUCCUUAAUCAUUCCUUUGCAGAGACCUUCAUACCUCAUCCUGUGAUGAAGAGCAUUCAGAGAAACAGUAUGAACGUCAGUGUGAACGUCAGUGUGAACGUCCGUACAGAGAAACACUAUGAACGAACUUCAGUCUACUAUUCUUUAGAAUAGACUCAGCUGAAUCCCAAAGGAUGAUGUUGAGUGUUUACCUACCUAUGCAUUGCCCAUGUACACCUUCUCUCAACCCUUACCUACUUAGCCUGGUCCCAGAAUGUUCUGUAAAAAACAAACAGAUCUGAGACCAGGCUACUGUCAGCCGUGGAGACCUGGAGAUGCAAGGAGCCAUCUCCACACAACCCCCAAUGGCAUGUAUUACUUGUUGCACUAGCCUCUCAUUGCAAUAAGAUAUCAACCAUUCAGCUUCUAUAUGGAGACUGUGAUUUGAUUCUUCAAUAGUUUUAAUAUCAAAGGAUGUUGAUAAGGAGAAUGUACCAUGCUGUUAAGAUUCAUUGUUUGUUUUGGACACCACAUUUGACCGUACUCCUUAGUGCAUUCAGGGUGUGACAUCACACAAUCUGGACUCGUUGGAACACUGAUCGUUCUUUGGAUCGCCCCAAUGGAACUUCUAACCAGGAUCUAUGAUUGCGAUUGGACAUUGCGUGUAGAUUCUAGAAUACGUUGGACAAUGAAGACAGGAAGUUCCUGUUCAAGUCAACGUCUCAUUGUAAAAGAAGAUGGUGGACUUAUGUUUGAAGAACCAGACAAAAAACCUGUGUUUUACAUAAAAAG
Oncorhynchus mykiss (rainbow trout) is the source of this 3358-nucleotide messenger RNA. NCBI's taxonomy places the organism in Eukaryota, Metazoa, Chordata, Actinopteri, Salmoniformes, Salmonidae. The record is from RefSeq and is a predicted model, not a curated record.